This is a messenger RNA of Protopterus annectens (West African lungfish), 4410 nucleotides long. It is a transcript of the gene CEP20, whose product is annotated as centrosomal protein 20. Lineage: Eukaryota; Metazoa; Chordata; Ceratodontiformes; Protopteridae. Bases 31 to 603 code for a protein of 190 amino acids. Gene Ontology annotation, cellular component: ciliary basal body; centrosome; motile cilium. The record is from RefSeq and is a predicted model, not a curated record. Gene Ontology annotation, biological process: cilium assembly; microtubule anchoring. The transcript has 5 exons. Gene Ontology annotation, molecular function: protein binding.
AUUAAGCUGCGGGAAGUGUAGUGUGUUGCCAUGGUUUUGAUAAAGCCUGAGAGUUAUGGCAAUAACGUCAUAACAAUGGCGACCAUAGCAGAAUUGAAAUCAGUCUUGAAAGAAUCCUUGGAGAAAAGAGGUGUAAUGGGACAGCUGAAGGCAAGAAUCCGAGCUGAAAUUUUCAGUGCCCUUGAUGAUCAAAAUGAACCACGACCAGUGCUAUCCCAUGAAAACCUUCUCAUAAAUGAACUAAUUCUUGAAUACUUGGAGUACAACAAAUAUAAAUACACAGCUUCUGUUCUUAAAGCAGAAUCGGGACAGCCUGAAGUUCCACUGGAUAGACAGUUUCUGACCAGUGAGUUAAACGUGGUAGAAGAUUCUAGUGCAAGAUCAGUGCCUCUCUUAUAUGGAAUAACAUCUCAUUUUAUGAAUACCUCUCGAGAUGGACAUGGCCAUGGAAAGGUCCCCCAAGAUUCUUCAUUUCCUGCUUCUAGAAGGAGCGCAGUGAGACUGCCUGGAGAAGGAAAUGUAGUAGGUGGUAUUUCUGAACCUGGGCGAAUAUCAGGAGUCAGCUUUGGUGAUCCAGUUGUUUUCCGAGUCGGACAUAGAUGACUUCCAAAUUUUCUUUACUCUUUAUGUUUAUAUUUUUAAUGAUGUGUUUAUUUAUUCUGAGUAGGAAUUAUUCAGAAUUCAUUUCAAACUGAUUCUUAAUUCUGUACUGCAUGUAUUGAUACAGUUUUUGUGUAAAAUGCAUUAUUUUCACUUAUUAGGCAUUUCCUUCGUGCUGUUAGUAUAAUGGAAAAAUGGGGAUGCAAUUCUGCUUUAUUUGUACACGUGCUAAGUGCAUGGUGUUAGGAUUACAAGUUUAACAGUGGUCAGUUGAAUGACUUUCUUGCAAUCAUAAAAUAUAUUUUGUCUAAAAAAGGGACUGAUUUUCUAAUUAAAGAGUGCACAUUGACCUGUUUAAUCAGGAUAACCAUUUUGCUUAUUGCUUUUGCUACUGCAGUUUUGAAAGUAGGUUACCAAGUGUACUUCAGCUCUUUAUCCAGUUUUGUUCCAUUCUGGGUGAAAAGGAAAGCAUUGUUCUACCCCUUGCUUGAACUUGCGUCGGUGUAGCAGGACAGUUUACUCCUAUGAAGUGAACAUAGCAUAUCAGUGGCAGUGGAAACAAACAGAUAACAUUCUGUGCGUCAGUUGCCUUGUCCUUUCUGUUGUUAGAAUUGCACAUCAUGUUUUAUGUUCCCAGCCUUUCAGUCACUCCAUAUAUGUCAUCUCUGCAAUCUUUGAACCUUAAUAAAAAUGACGAACACACAUACCGAAACCAGUAGAGUAAACCAUUUAUUUGCAGUUCGAACAACUAAGCGCCUUCGCCAAUAAAACCAAAGGCUUCUUCAGAGUUAUUCAAAAAUUCUACCCAUACUGCUUUUAUAAUACAAAUCUAAUUAAAAUUCAAACACCUAUCCUCCAUGUUGAACAAUUUCUUAAAAAGACAGUACUAUGUCAAAUUACUCAGAUUUAUACAAAUAUAUUAAUAUAUAUAUAACAUUUUUAAAAAUAAAUCAAAAUAUUAAACUCUGCACUACAUUGAAAUAUUACUAUAUUGUUUUUUAUGUUUAAACAAUUUGAUUAUGCCUGAUUUUCAAAAACGGCUUGAUGGAAAUAAAAUCAUUCAGACCAGGUCCAUAGAUGCAUUUAACAUAAGUUGCCAGAGGGAUUUCUUGCAUUCCAACAUUAAACUCAUGUCACCACCUCGUUCAUUAAUGGAAACCCUGUCUAUAACAAAGAACACAGACUCUGUAAAAUUAAUACAUUUCUCUGAGUGUAUAUAGAGAGCAUUAUGGAUGCCUUUAUUCUUUAUAGCCCUGGCAUGUUCACUUAUCCUGUCCCUUAACCUCCGGAUAGUUUUACCAAUGUAGAAGCAGGGACAGGAUAAACAGGUAACCACAUGCACAACAUAUGUAAUACAGCAAUUAUCUACCAGGGCAUUGAAUGGAAACAUCACUCCCUUGGAUAUAGACAUAAGGUCCAUCAUUUAUGUACCUACAUAGAUUGCAAUUUCCACAUUUAGACAUACAAGAUUUGUACAUUGGAAUGUUACUUUUCCUUUCCAAGAUGUUUUUGACAUUCCUCCCCCUGCUAAAAACUACCUGGGGUUUUGUUCCUAAAAUAGCUGUCAUCUCCUGUUGGAAACUCAGUUCCCAACAUUGGUUGACAAUAUCAACAACUUUUGAACGAACACCAUUAUAUUCUAGAACCAUAACAUUGGUCUUACUACUAUCAUGGGUCAAACCUUUACUUUUGGGUUGCCAAUUGGACAAUAAAAUCAGUGGGAAAGUUGUUUCCCUCUUCAUAAUAACCUCUUUGUUGAUGUUUGUUAAUAAUUUUAAAGGGUAACCCCUUUCCAGGAACAUUCCUAUCAAGUUAUAAAUUUCUCUAUGGAAAACGUCAUCAUUACUGAUGAGUCUUGACACACUAUCUGUCCUUUGACAACACUUCAUUUUUGAAAAUAUGGAUGGUUGCUGGUGAAAUGCAACAAAGUAUUUAAGUAGGAAGCCUUCCUAAAAAUAGUACUCUCUAGACUGUUAGCUUUAUUUGAGAAACUGAUGUCCAAAUAAUUUAUCUGAUUUUUGUCCCAUGUGCUGGUAAAUUUCAAACAGUCAGUGGUCCCAUUAAGGUAAUCCACAAAUUCAAUAGCUUCCUGUUCAUCCCCCUUCCACAAAAUGAGGAUGUCAUCCAGAAAUCAAAUAUAGGACAGAAGUCUUUCAUUAUAAUGCAUUUUUAGGAUACACUCUUUUUCCCAGUCCAAUAAUACAAGGUUGGCGAAAAUGGGGGGCACAUUUGGCCCCCAUUGCCACACCAGCUAUUUGAUGAAAGAUUUCCCCUUCAAAUAUAAGAAAAUUGUUUUUUAACAAGAUCCCCAUGAAGUCGACCAAUAGUUCAACUGUUACCAUGUCAGUUACCUCCAAACUGACAAUACUGUUCUAGAACAUUUCAGUACCCCUUUCAUGUGGGAUCAUGGAAAACAAAUUAACAUCAAUUGGCAGAAAACUAUACUCAAAUUCUUCUGUAUUCCUAAAUCUAGCCAACCUGUUUAAAUAGUGCCAAGAGUCCUUUAUAAUAUGGUCAACCUUGUUUAACAGGUGUUUCAAUUUGUUGUCAAUCCAGGCAGAUAAGGGUUCAGUUUUUGAACCCCUAGUCGAAACUAUUGGCCUGAAAGGUGGAUUUGUUAUAGAUUUAUUGGUUUUGGGAAUGCCAAAAGCUGUUAGUAAAACCCAUUUUUCCACAGUUAGAAAUUCUUUUUCUUUGUCACUAAUAUGUCCUUCUAAAUAUUCUUGUGAUAAAAUUCUGUCUAUGCAAGAAUAUGCCCUGUUGACUUCGUGUCUGGAUGCCCUUACAUAUGUUAACUCUUCAUUCAGUAUCUGCUCCAUCCUGACAACAUAGUCAAUGUGACGCAUAAUAACUAUACCCCUUCCUUAUCUGGGGUCAUAAUUCUAAGGUUCUUAUCCAUGGCCAAAGACCACAAUAGUUGAUUUUCAACCUUGGUCAAACUAUGUUUACAUGUACUUUUAUUUAUAUUUUUUUAUUAUUAUUGUUGGUAACCAAUGAACAUAUCCGUUUUUCACAUAAUCUCUCAAACAUAUCACUUUCAAUGUUGUUUGGAGGUAUAAAGGUACAGUUAUGACUAACAGACUUACAUUCUGGCUUUUGAACAUUCCUGUCUUUAAAAAAAAAACAUCUUUAAAUUCAUUUGUCUAGUAAAUAAUUUCAAAUUUACCAAAGUUCUAGCAACAUCCAAAUGAGAACUUGAGACAAAAGUUAUGCUCUUUUUCAAAAGCGUAAAGUACUCAUUACUUAAAUCCAAAUCGGAAUAGUUAUAAAUUGUGAAACCUUCCUGUUCCACCUUGUUACAAACCAAACCAACUUUAUCUGUCCACAAAUCACUGUCAGUAGUGCCCAACCAGGAAUUCAAGUGGCCAAUCGCCUCCAUUUCUUGGACUGCCUGUUGUUCCAAGACUUGCCGUGGAAGUGGUUGCCACCCUGAUUCCAUCCCUGAACUUGAUUCUGGCCCCCCCAUGUAUGUCUAUAAAAAAGAAAUGGAAGAACCAUUUGAAAUGUCAGGAACAUCUAGUGUGAGUCCCAAUAUGCAGAGACUGAAUGUCCGAAAGAUGAAUUUGACAGAACCAGGCCUAAAUUAUUUUAUUUAACAAAAAUUUCUUUCUUUCUUGUUUCUUACUUUUCAAGUAUUUGUCUUGAAAGCUGUAUCAGUGACUGCUUUUUGCUAUUUUAAUGAAACUGAAAUGCAAAUCUGUUUCGCUCUUUCAGCGCAUUUAUUAUCAUUUGUGUCCAUUUUUACAAAACUUAACUGAGACUACAGGAGGUUAACAAGUUGCAAAGAAAUAAAUAUUGUUUUCCAAAUUA